Gymnogyps californianus (California condor) is the source of this 6243-nucleotide messenger RNA. RefSeq names its product PDZ domain-containing protein 2-like. Gene Ontology annotation, molecular function: protein binding. The transcript has 16 exons. Lineage: Eukaryota; Metazoa; Chordata; Aves; Accipitriformes; Cathartidae. The record is from RefSeq and is a predicted model, not a curated record.
AUGGUCAUGGGCCUGGGGGACAUGGUCUACAAGAAGAGGCCAAUAAACAAAUUGCCACCUCCAUCCAACCUCCCUCAGGAAGAGAAAAAGGCUAAUGUAACUCCAGAAAUGAACAGCCUGAGCACCUAUCGAAUAAUUGCCUUUUGUUAUUCCACUGUGAUGGAGUCUGAGAAGUCUCAAGAUCCAGCUUGUGCAGAAGUGUCCAAAGGAAACAACCAGAGUCCAACUCUGGGAAGUAGCAUACUGAAAUACAGAAGUUGAUCCCAAGGUGCUGGAUCCCACUUAGAGUCCGUGGGAGAAGACGAUGAGCUGACAGUGGAAAAUGGUGAAUCGAAUUACAAAAUAGCGGUGAAAUAUUCCCGGGGUGGGAGAAAGCACUCUCUGCCCCAGCAGCUGGAGUUGGCAGGAGCCAGGCAGGACUACUAUAUCGUGAAGAAAUCCACCCGUUCCUUCAGUGCCGCCCAAGUGGAAUCUCCAUGGAGACUGACCCAGCCGUCCAUCAUUUCUAACAUUGUCCUGAUGAAAAGGCAAGGCAAGGUUUCUGAGCAGGAGAUGGAUGAAGCAAUUGCAUGCACUACUCACCAAGAGAGCAAGGAUACCAGCUCCUCUCAUGUCACAGGAGCUGUACAAAAAAGCCUGUCUCCUAGUGUGAAGGCCAAACAAGGAGAGACCUCAUCUCCCCUCAGCUGGACUAUGAAACGCUUCCUGGAGCCAGCAAGCCAGCAGGGAUCUGUCAGCUCUGAGGCAGAGUUUUCCCAGUACUUCUCACGUGACGGUACAAGCCAGCUCCCAUUUUCUGAUGCUGUAACCAGCUUCUGCGACGAAGAACAGCUCCAUCAGAAGAACAGAAACAGUUUGUUGGAUGAUGGCUCUCUUCUUUCUGCUGCUAGAGAAGCAGGAGUGGCAAAAGCAAAUGGUCUGGCUUCUCCAACUAGUGGGAGAUCGUCCGGCCUUCACAACAAGCAUGUGGAGUCUGUCCGACUCAGCAUCCUCAGCGACAGCCCCAAAUCUGCAUGCAGCCCCUUUCAUCGACAGAGGAGGGUUGUUUUCUACGAUGGUGACAUUAGUGAUGAUGAUGAAAGUUCCCACUUGCAAAGAAGCCAGAGGGCCAAAAGCCAGGAGGAUGCUGGCAUUGUCAUUACAACCUUGUCUGUAGAAAUCGAUGAUGAGAGCCAGGACAGCAAGUCACCUAGAUAUAUUGGCACAGAGACAUCUUCCCCUGUCUUCAGCAACUCCGUGGAGUCUGCAGACAGCAUGCUGGAGCAAAUUGACUCUCCUUUCUUCCCCAUCAUAGCAUUUGAUUACUCAAGUGUGCCUGAAGUUCGUCUCGGCAGCCUAAGUUUGAAGGAGCUCUGGGAAGCACAACUCGAAUCUAAGAGAUCGCCAAAACUUGAGCACAGAGCAGUCAUGAGAGUGAAAAGUAUGAUGAGCACUGAGUGCCAAAGCCUUCAGAGAGAGAGGACUGAGGAGCAUGGCUCUUAUAACAAGCCUGUUGCGAGGACGCUCCCUCACAGCAAGAAGUGUGAACCACCCAAUGGGGCCAGGCAGGGCCAGGGUGAAAUAGUCACUCUGGUUUGCAAUGAGCAUGAGUCAUUCAGCCUGGAUUUGGAAAUCCAGGCCAUGCCCUUAAAGGUCGUUGUCACAGGGCUGCGGCCAGGUGGAGCAGCAGAAAUGGGAUCAAUGGGCAAGAUGGCUGUAGGAGAUGAGAUUACCACCAUCAACAGUAUCCCAGUCAGUAAGAUGACAUAUGAGGAAAUCUGCUUGCUUAUGCAAUGUCUUCCCACAUCCGUAACCCUGGAGAUCCAGAAAGCAGCAUCAGCUGUCAGCAGAUUUACAAACCUCAUCCUGUCGCCAGGGGUAGACAGUCAAAAUCAGGCCGAUGUCAAGAGCAUCCUGGCAACUGAGGAAGAACCAAGUGCUGGGAAACAAGGAGCAGGUUUGCAAAAUGCUGGUGGUGGCUGUGCAGUGGAGAGAACAACACUGCCACCUGAUGCCACGAGCAAAGAUGUGCAAAGAGGUACCACGAAAAGCAGCCGUGCCGAGGACAGUGCUGCCAUCCCUGUCACUGAUAUUGAUGACUUGCUCAGCCAAAUGGGUGCUCCAGAGAGCAGGGCUUCGUGCACUCCAUCGCGAGCAGAAAGCCUCCUCCAAGAUGAGUACACCACGAUGUGCUGCUGUGGGACUGACAAAGGCUGUCCCGGUUCUGAGCCACAGCCAGUGAAGGAGGAGCUGCUGGAAAAAACUAUGAAUUGUGCAGCGAAUGCACAGGGGGUUUUGGGGCUGUCUGUGUUGGACUCCAUUAACACAGGCAAACUUUUUACUGUGAAUAAAAACUCUUUAAAUAACUAUUCUAGGAAUUUUAGCAGUUUAAGUGAGGAUUAGUUGCCUGCAGCAAACUCUCUGGAAGGUAAGAGAAGUGACCCGUUUCCAAAGUCUAUGUAUGGGGCUGCAGAGGAUUCUCACUCGGACGCAGAGUCUGUCACGGAAACCUUUGGUAGUGCUAGUGAUGUGUUGCUUGGGCUGUGUGAUGCUGCUAAUGCCCCUGCAGUCUGUACUGUAAUGGAGUCAGAUGAGGAGCAAAUUGAGAUCUGUUGCAUGAACAAUGAGCCACAAAAGCCCGCACAUGAGCAGCAUCUCACAUCUGUGACAAGCUCAUCCUCUCUGUCCCCACUGCACCCUUAUGGCAGCAAAGUUUUGCAAACUGAGGGCUGUGCAAUGUGUGGGUCACUGGAGACGAGCAUCAACAAACUAGGCUUGGAAGAUCAUGGUGGUCCCACUCCAUGUCUCUCACAGUGUUCAGAUGUGUCCUCUGCAUCCUUGUGUUCUCCUUCCUCAGUUUUCCUGCCAGAAAAAGACAUCCUAAAGAAUUCAGUCAGUAUCCCCGAAGUUUACUCUUUCCGUAACAAUGGUGCCUUAAGUACAGAAGAACAGAUGGAUUUGGGGAACAGUAAUGGACAUAUGAAAUGCUGUGAAUCCAUAGAAGAGGAAGGGUUUCUGCACUGCAAAAAGAUAAGCUUUUGCUCUGCUAGAAAUGUCAAUGGCUUGGAGAACAACUUGCUUGAGAAAGAAGGAUAUCAUGAUGAAGAGAGAUCCAAAUCUGAAAGCGAAAUGGUGGUUGAUGAAUGUAAUCAUGCUGUUAGUUAUUGCUUAGUGAAGAAAGAAACCAACAGUUUGUCCAACUUGUCUAAAAUAGACAGCAAUCAUGUGAAUGCAUUGUCACCAAGAGCAAUAUCACUCAGGUCUCCCUUUCCCACUAGAUCUAAAGAUCCAAAGGCUAAUACAACUCAUGACUUGCCAGGGAAAAAUGAGAAAAUUAACUCUGUGACUUCAGGAAGGACUUCAAAUGGAAAAGUCCAAAGCUCAGGCACAAAUCGCUGCAAAGGAGCUGCAGUACCGCACAGCCCAUCUUCAUAGAAAAAAUCCUGUCAGGAGUCUAAGGGAAUGGCACAAAAAUGUAUAAUGGAAACUCUUUUAAAUAACCAGAAGGCCAAAGCAGGACCAAAGCUAAAAGGCUUCACCAUCAAAAGCAAAGCAAAGGCAAAUUCAGAUUCUUCUGGCAUUAAUCCUACCAAAGUCAGUGGGGCUGAUCAGAAAAGGACUUCUGUUUCCCCGCAGCUGUCCCCCAACCUCCUGGGGAAGAAAACACCAUUGUCCUGUAACUCACCUACAAACACAGAUCCUGGCAAGAGCAUUUCAGCAGCCUCAAGGACUCUGAAGUCAGAGCUAGAAAAUAAACCAUCUCUGGUCAUUUCUGAAGAUUCACUUCUGCCUCUCAUGAAUGGCACCGGCAGCCCGACGAGUGGUGAAAUUAAAUGUGGUGGUUGUGGGGAGCUAACGGACCUGCAGCAGACAUGGGGAAAGCCAAAAGAAAAGCAAGUUUCCAUGUAGCCUGCAGUGUGUCAGGGUAAGGGUGUUAAGGUAGAUGGUUUCAGAGCCAGAGACAGUCAGUCCAAAGUCACUUCAUCUCCUCAGGGGAUACAAAUAGUUGAAUAUGUGAAAGGGAGGACUGAGAACCCUGGAGCAGGCCUGAACGUGAUCAAGAGCAUCUAUAGUGCAGAUGACCUUAGGCAAUUAGAUCUGCAAAACGUAGGACCAUCUGUUGGAGGCUCCUCUUCGUUGAGAACCCCUGCAAUUCAGCAGGAGCAGCCGGAAGGGCAGGAGAUUCAGCGCACUUUCAUUGAGGUGAAGCUUUCCUCCUCCUCCUCUUCCUCCUCCUCCUCCUCUUCCUCUUCCUCACCAGCAUUGUUUUUGCAGUUGCCAUUGCUGGAGAAAACAGAAGAGGCGAACGCAGAAGUGCCUCAGCUGACUGAGGAGAUGGGGACCACGCAGUAUUUCUCGAAAGUGGGUACCGCCAGAGACAAAAAUCUCUAUGGCUUGUCGAAACCUGUGACGAGGAGUUACUCGAUGCCAGCCCAGUUAUCAGGUCACUUGAGGGAGGACUGCCAUGUUGCAGAGGUUCAUCCCGUGCAAGGCCCACAGGGCCAUGCUGCAGAGGAGAAAUACUCCCAGGCAGCAACGGGGAUGUUAAAGAUGGUCCAUCUCAACCUGCCAAAUGGCCAGAGCAGGAAGGAGCAGGCGUAUGCCUCCAAAAGCAGCCAGAGGGUGCAUGACACAUCCCCCUCAGCCAGUGACAUCAGCUGCCCCGCUGCCGAUAAGCUGAGGAGCUUCAGGAGGAAUUACUACUACUACGAGCUGAACUGGUCGCAUGAACCUACCUUGUUCUUCUCCGUCAAACAAAGGAUCAAAUCCUUUGAAAACCUGGCAAAUUUUGACUGGCCCAUCGUGAAGGCCAUUGAUAUACAUUCGGCUGCGAGGUCCCCCCUCACCAGGAGGUCGUGUGGUGGGAUGGCUGCCGCAGCCAGCCCUGCCGAGACGCUGCGGGCCUUGCAGCACAGCUUGAGCUCCUAUGGCAGCAGCCCAAGCCCAGCUGACGACGUGGCCAAGUCGCCUGCCAGCACGGAGCUAACGCAUGUGGCAGAGGGUGGCAAGGGGGAAGGAAAGCCCCAGAGGAGCGAGGAGGAUGGUGCUGGGGCAGACCCAUCUGCCUUUCCUCCCUCAUCCUCGCAGGCACGCUGCAGCUGGGGCUUGGGGUGGCCGCCACUGUUCCGCUCCAGGCUGCGGGAGCUGAGGGUCCUCAGCAUGCCCAACCUGGACAAGCUGUGCAGAGACAGCUUCUCAGGGCCGCUGCAGCCCGCGUGUUUCAAAACGGAGCUGGAAAUCACACCCUGGAGAGCCCUUGGCUUGCCCUCCCAGAGUGAUGUAGCCCCCCUGGCUCGCUGCAGCCCCACUGAGGUGGGUGGGAUGGGGAUGGAUGCUGGCAGCCCUAAGGACAGUGGCUCAGGGACACCAGGGUCCACUUCAGACAAUGAUGUGCCCCAUGGUGGCUCUCCAGAUGGGGAGCGCUCAGAAAACAGCUGGUCUGUCAGCUUGGAUCAGCUGCUUGUCUCAAGCCUGGACCAGCAAAAAUUGCAAUCUGUUUUGUCAGCAGUAGUACCAAAAUGUGACGUUGCUGCUAUGCUUCAAGAAGUCAAAGCACAAGCAAAAAGCAAAGAAGAUGCAUGCUUUGUAGUCUUGUGCAAAGAAGGAGGAGCUGGCCUGGGAUUUAGUGUUGCUGGAGGAAUAGAUCUGGAACAGAAAUCAGUCACAGUCCACAGAGUGUUUUCAAAGGGAGUGGCAUCUCAAGAAGGGACUAUUCAUCAAGGAGAUCUUGUUCUGUCAAUCAAUGGCAAGUCUCUUGCGAGCUUGGUCCAUGGGGAUGUCCUGAAUGUUCUCCAUCAGGCAAGACUAUACAAAUACGCAGUCAUUGUCAUCCAGAAGGAAAAAGACAAAGCAAACACUUUCUCCAGACUUGAGAUAUCAGCUACUGGCAGAAAAUGUGUGGGGUCUGGAAAGGAUGUUUCCAUGGAAAUAGGAACAGAUCCAAACCUGGAUAUGAAUGAUGUCAUCUGUGUUGAAUUAUUGAAAACCUCUGCUGGCUUGGGAUUCAGUCUUGAUGAUGGAAAAGCUUCCAUUGCUGGAGACAGGCCCUUGCUUGUAAAAAGAAUAUUUAAAGGUGGUGCUGCAGAGCAAUCUGGAAACAUAGAAAGUGGAGAUGAAAUUCUUGCUGUUAGUGGAAAAUCAGUACUUGGCCUCAUGCAUUACGAUGCCUGGAACAUUAUUAAAUCUGUGCCAGAGGGCCCUGUUCAGUUACUAAUCAGAAAACACAGAACUUCAGUAUGAUGGAAGCACUACAUCUAAUCACAC